Messenger RNA from Budorcas taxicolor (takin), 846 nucleotides. RefSeq names its product chymotrypsin like (gene CTRL). The record is from RefSeq and is a predicted model, not a curated record. Gene Ontology annotation, molecular function: serine-type endopeptidase activity. Lineage: Eukaryota; Metazoa; Chordata; Mammalia; Artiodactyla; Bovidae. Gene Ontology annotation, biological process: proteolysis.
AUGUCUGCUAUAGUGUUGCUGCUCAGACUGACCCUUAGCCUCGUCCUCCUUGGCUCCUCCUUCCAAUGGCCAGGCUGUGGCGUUCCUGCCAUUAAACCAGCGCUGCACUUCAGCCAGAGGACUGUAUAUGGGAAGAAGGCAGUGCUGGGCCCCUGGCCCUGGGACGUGUCACCCCAAGACAGCAAAGGCUUCUGCUUCUGUGGUGGGUCUGUCACCGGCCAGUCCUGGGCAGUCACGGCUGCCCACUGCAAUGUUCCCCACUCUCACUGGAGCCCUGGCUGCCACUUUGUCAUCCUGGGUGAAUACGACCCAGCAUCUGGUGCUGAGCCUUUGCAGGUCUUGUAGGUGUGUAGGCCCUAGGGGCACCCUUCCUGGAAUCCCACCACCAUGAACAAUGAUCUCGUAUUACUGACACUCUCCUCCCCAGCCCAGUACACAAUGUGCAUCUCACCAGUUUUCCUGGCUUCCUCACAUGGCUGGGUGCCUCAGUGGUGUGGGUAGGAACUUGGGUCAAAGAUCUGGGUGGAAGGGAAGGGUAGGGGCAAUGUGACUCGGGCACACCUGCGGCAGCCGGCUCUGCUGCUCACCGAGAGACGGUGCCAGCAGUACCAGGGCUUGCUCACCAGCUCCACAAUCUGUGCAGGGGCCUCCUUGCGCCAGGUGAGCACUGGCCCCCUGUCCUGUCCUCGGGUGACUGGAGGCCUGCUUGUCUGCCAGAAGGGGAACACAUGGGUGCUCACUGAUACGGUCUCCUGGGGCACCAGGGACUGCAGUGUGCUCACACCUGCCAUGUACACCUUCAGCAGGUUCGGUACCUGGGUCAAUCAGGCCACAGCCUACAACUGA